AAUGAAGUUUGCCGCGAGAUUGGUAGACAAUUGUCCAGCAAGUAUGAAACCGUACUUAAAACUGGCAAGAAUAGACAAACCUAUAGGAUCCUGGUUACUAUUCUGGCCUUGCGGGUGGAGCAUAGCCAUGGCAGCACCACCGGGUGCCUUGCCGGACCUUCAACUUUUAGCGCUGUUCGGAACGGGUUCGUUCCUGAUGCGUGGCGCAGGGUGUACCAUGAACGACAUAUCCGAUCAAGACAUCGACAAAACGGUAGCCAGAACGAGGGACAGACCAUUGGUCACCGGAGAAAUUUCACCUGUACAGUCAUUAAUUUUCCUCGGAAGCCAAUUGACUUUGGCGUUGCUCGUAUUGUUACAACUAAACGUUUAUAGUAUCGUAUUGGGCGCGAGUUCACUAGUGAUAGUGACGUUAUACCCUCUGAUGAAAAGAGUCACGUACUGGCCCCAAUUGAUCCUCGGAAUGUGUUUCAAUUGGGGCGCACUUCUGGGUUGGUCCGCCGUGCACGGGUCAUGCGACUGGUCCAUCUGCUUGCCCCUUUACACCGCUGGAGUCAGUUGGACGCUCGUGUACGACACUAUAUACGCGCACCAGGACAAAGUGGACGACGCCAUAGUGGGCGUAAAGUCGACGGCUUUGAAGUUCGGGGACAGGACUAAACGUUACUUGUCCGGAUUCAGCACAAUCACGACGACGGGAUUAAUCGCAUCGGGUGUCCUAGCCGCACAAACUUGGCCGUAUUACACAGCCGUGGGUCUGGUCGCCGGUCAUCUGGCCAAUCAGAUUUAUACUUUGAACACGGACGAUCCAGCAGACUGUGCCGAGAAGUUCAAAUCGAACAAAACGAUCGGUGCGAUUCUGUUCGCGGGAAUCGUCCUAGGUAACCUCGUAAAACAGCCGUCUGCCAGCAAGAAGAAGGAAAACGAAAUCGCCGUCGCGCUGCUGGAAGGAACCUCUACCUCUGCCGCGUAAGAGAAGAAUCAUCGAUAUCUCUCUCUCUCUCACGGCGCGAACGACCGUGAAACACUGGCAGAACGCGUUCAACGACGUCCGACUGGCUGGUUCCAGUACAUUCAACAACGACGGCACGAAUCAGACGUUUCACCACGUUUUACCGUCGCGUGCCACGACGAGCGAUGGAUUUAAUUUCCACCAACGAUCGUCAUCGUCAGUAGUAGAUGAUAGGGACAAGGGGAAGGGGGAGCCAAUAAGUUUAAGUACGAACCGUGUACCAAAGACAACACUAUUGUAAACGACGUACAACGCGUCGACCAAUGUUCAGCAGAACCUAAUACACACGAGUGAUCGAAAUCAGAGACAAA
Molecule: messenger RNA, 1323 nt
Organism: Ceratina calcarata
Lineage: Eukaryota; Metazoa; Arthropoda; Insecta; Hymenoptera; Apidae
Gene: Coq2
Product: ubiquinone biosynthesis protein COQ2, mitochondrial
Exons: 6
Coding region: 2-973 (323 amino acids)
Biological process (GO): ubiquinone biosynthetic process
Cellular component (GO): mitochondrial inner membrane
Molecular function (GO): 4-hydroxybenzoate polyprenyltransferase activity
Source: RefSeq, a predicted model, not a curated record